Messenger RNA from Pestalotiopsis fici W106-1, 285 nucleotides. RefSeq lists its product as uncharacterized. Bases 1 to 285 code for a protein of 94 amino acids. The transcript is spliced from 2 exons. The record is from RefSeq and is a predicted model, not a curated record. NCBI's taxonomy places the organism in Eukaryota, Fungi, Ascomycota, Sordariomycetes, Amphisphaeriales, Sporocadaceae.
AUGUCUUCACGUCUGAUCUCAUCUGGGGCCCGUGGCCUCCUUGCAGCCUCCAACCCCAUGCGGACCACUGCCACGCGCACCUUCAGCUCGACCACCUCCAAGCUUGCCGAUGCGACCGUCGCGCUGCCCGCUCGCAAGCCCGUCGGCGCUUUCCGCGGAGGUCUCUUCGGCUUCCUGCUCGGUAGCACCCUUGCCGGCGCUGGCGUCUACGGCUACGUUCUGCAAGAGUACAAAGCAUCGAACGAGCUUCUGACCGAGGAUAUCUAUGUACGCUUUUGCAUCUGA